Micropterus salmoides (largemouth bass) is the source of this 1662-nucleotide messenger RNA. Its product is annotated as calcium-binding protein 2. Bases 633 to 1325 code for a protein of 230 amino acids. The record is from RefSeq and is a predicted model, not a curated record. Gene Ontology annotation, molecular function: calcium ion binding. The transcript is spliced from 7 exons. NCBI's taxonomy places the organism in Eukaryota, Metazoa, Chordata, Actinopteri, Centrarchiformes, Centrarchidae.
UAGUAAACAUGUAAACAUAGCCUAUAUCUGCAUCAAAACUCUUAAUUCAAUCAAAUGGAAGGGUUCACUAUUGGCCCCAAAACUCUCUGAUUGGACAUGACUUCACUUUUUUGUCCCACUAGGCCUAUGCAUUGACAUGAAAUGAUGUGUGUGAUCAAAUCUUGUACUUGUAUUAUGUAAUUUUUCAAUCCACCAUUGAUUCCAUAUGACUUCUCUACUGCUGGCAUUAUCCUAACACAGUCUAAGUCACCAGCCCACAAACCCUCUCACUGUAGAACCAAGAGCAACUCUGCAAGGCUAAAGUGCCAACAUGAAAACUUGGAGACUCGUUACAAUCACAAGAGCCUCCAAAUAAAGACACUUGAAUUGGAAAACUGACCUCUUGAAGGGCACACCAGUCACACUGCUGCUCCACGUUUUGCUUUCUAAUCGUUGGCUGCAUGUUUAGCCAGGUAAUUACCUGCUAAGCCUCUGUGACGGAAGGAGGUCAAGAGAGGAAGGAAAAACAGAACGGACAGGAUAAUGUGCAGCCAUUCACAACAGAAGUGGAGCACCGCUCAAGGAGGAAGAGAAGGGCUGUGCUGCUCGGCUUCUUGUUUUCUUUUCUCACCAUUUAGGAAAGGGCAUUAAGCAUGUCCAAGGCGGGAGAGAGGACGCCCUCUACAACUUCAGUCAACUCAGCCACAUCAGACGGCAAAGAUAGUGCCCCCACGGACACACCACCAGGUUCAGUCUCUGAAACGCCCAAGAAAUCAUCAAAGAAGGUCAAGAAAAACACAGAGAGUAUGAACAAAGUAUACAACUCUGUGCUCAACAGUGUAUUUGGGGCGGACAGAGAAUUAGCUCAGGCUGAGUUGGACGAGCUGCAAGAGGCCUUCAAAGAGUUUGAUUACGAUCAAGAUGGAUACCUGAAUUACAAGGAUGUGGCUGAAUGCAUGAGGACCAUGGGAUACAUGCCCACAGAAAUGGAGCUGCUGGAGAUAGUCCAACAAAUCAAGAUGAGAAUGGGCGGGUUAAUGGAUUUUGAAGACUUUACUGAACUGAUGGGACCCAGGAUGAUGGGAGAGACUGCUGACAUGCUGGGACUCAAGGAGCUCCAAUCGGCCUUCGUACAGUUUGACCUCGACGGAGAUGGAAAGAUCAACCAGGAUGAGAUGAAGGAGGCGGUCAAGACGAUGCUGGGAGAGAAGCUGAAGAAAGGAGAACUGGAGGAGAUCUUAAAGGAGCUGGACAUUAACGCAGAUGGAAACAUUGACUUUGAAGGUGAAAAUAAGCAAAUUUAUGCGGUUGACUUAUUAACCUGUGUGUGUGUGUGUUUCAGAUAAAGUCACCACUGACUCGUUUUGUCUUCUUUCUCCUCCUCUUCAGAGUUUGUGAUGAUGCUCUCCAUCCGUUAGCGGCUGAAGAGCCUGACGAGGACAGGAGGCACUAAUGCUUCAGAAUCAGUCCACAAAGUUAAUCCUACGAACAAAUAGUAAUUUGGUAAUGUUUGUAAUGUAGGUAUAGACUUGUAUGUCAUGUGUGCCUGACUCUAAUUGUAUGAACAGUCUAUGACUCCUUAUUGUAGUUUGUUGUCUUGUUAGACAGAUGAAUCUUUUGCAGCGAUAUAACAUGUAAAUAAGACUGAAAACUUUUGCUAUUUUAAUAAAGAAAUGAAAAUCA